Strongylocentrotus purpuratus (purple sea urchin) is the source of this 1953-nucleotide messenger RNA. RefSeq lists its product as uncharacterized. The record is from RefSeq and is a predicted model, not a curated record. The coding region runs from base 1 to 1953 and encodes 650 amino acids. The transcript has 2 exons. Lineage: Eukaryota; Metazoa; Echinodermata; Echinoidea; Camarodonta; Strongylocentrotidae.
AUGAAAAGGAGCAACGAAGACGCACGAUCCAGUCAAAUCUUCUUCACGGCACGAGUCAAGAACAAACGCGAGAACACCAAACUGAAGUAUGAGAUAAAGCAACUCGAACGCGAAUUUGGACACACAGUAUUCUCCAUCCAUAAGGAUAUUCGCGAUCUUAAAGCCGAACUCAAGAUCACGAAACGAAGCAGCGGCCACAGCGCCGAAGGUUGGUUCGUGGAGGAUGCCGAAGAUGCCGGAACGAUGGUUAACCAUAGAUCGCGACCGACGAAGAGUGCCGGUGGUGCCCGAUGUCGUACGAAUGCCCUCGGCCAUCAGCGGAAGCAGACACGAGUGUCUUCGGCUCCAGCGGUCGGGAAUUCUCGGGACAUUUCGAUGGGACGGAGGUUGACAAAGACACCCGAGCGUAGCGUUCGGCAAGACAACCAAACCGUAUCUAAUUCCAUGCGUGUAUCGAAAGGUAAAGCUUUAAUCACAAAGAAUCAUGGAAUGAGGACUUCAGCGACGAAAAUUGUGCCAGCUAUAGAGACUGAUACAAUAGAUGCUUCUUUACGUAUGGAUGAGGAGAAAGACAAACGAAAGCCUGCUAAAAAUAAAAACAAAUCUACUGACAUUGAUGGAGAUUUUGCCAAAGAAACAGAACGUUCUGAAGAGAAUUCAAGGACCGCUUUAAAACUCGUCAAAAAGAAUAGCUUUCUAAAUCCUAUCAUAAAGCCAACUUUAGAUGUUACAGAUAAAAUGAUCAGUGAUACGAAUCACGUCCAUAAUGCGGAGCAGUAUUUGUCCGUGAAUAAAUCGGAAGAGCGUCCUCUAUCCCCGAUGAUGACGACAUUAGUGAAAGACCGUUGGUUGAAGCCCACGUUAAAAACGACGAUUGAAAAAGAUGACGUCGUUGACAGACCGAAGAAGACCGUUCGCAUUGCUCCCAAUUCAUCUCAUGUUCAUGGGAGCAAUAGAAGUAAUGUGAUGGGUAAUACUCAGCCAGUGAAUCCUGGAAAUAAAAAGACUGUGGUGCUACAAAAGGCCGUUAAAUCUGCGACAUUUUUGACAGAGUCGCGAUUGCCCACUGUGGAUCCAAUGCAUUCUACAAAUUCGAUGAUGAGUUUGAGUAGUGGGUUGGCGGGAAAUUCGAAAGAUGAGCGGGCCAAGAAAUCUGGAAAUGUAAUUCCUGAUAUUCGCAGAAAGGUGCUGUCUACGGAACAAGUUAAGAUGAAAAGAAAACGCGACAAUUUGCUGGCAAGCUCGGUAUCUGCUCUUCUCGCCGGAAAAUCCUUUGUGCAAAAAAACGCAGAGGGGACCAGCGAAAGUGGGAAAGAGGGGGAAAUCGAAAGUAGACCGGGAUCUGGAACAGAAAGGGGAAGAUCACCCUCUCCAAAACAGCGCAGACGAUUCAGUUUUGGAACGAUCACAAUGCUCGCAAUGAAUCAACAUCGAGCCUUCCCUGUUGAAAAGAAAGCGACAUUAGGGAGCCGAUUAAAGCUCAAAACACCAGCGGAAGAGUCAGAACAGAGAAAUAUCGAUAUUCGAAAAAGUGUUUUGGUAAACGAUUCAGAUUCAGACGAUGACAAUCACAAAAAAGACUACGCCGUACCAGCGAAACCGGUGAUCGAUCUAAAGAAUGUGAAAUCAAAGAUAUCGAAUCAGUGGAACCAGGACGCUGCGUUAGAGAAGCCACCGACUUUGGCAGACGACACUUUUCAGCUCCAACGAUCGCUGGCCGCUGCGCAUAUAUCAAGAGGGCGCGAUCUUCGAGAUAUGCAAGACGAUAAUGAGGUCGAUCCAAUGAAGGUUAUUGAUGACGAUCGUGACAAUGGUGAUGAGAAGGAGGAGGAGGAUGAUGAAGAUUAUGAGAAUAUUACCUAUGAUGAUGAUGUCGAUGUUGACGGUGAUGAGGAUUUGGAUGAUGACGAUGAUGACGAAGAUGAUGAUGAGGAUGAGGAUGACGGCGAUUAG